Molecule: messenger RNA, 686 nt
Organism: Drosophila ananassae
Lineage: Eukaryota; Metazoa; Arthropoda; Insecta; Diptera; Drosophilidae
Product: extensin-3
Exons: 2
Coding region: 93-527 (144 amino acids)
Source: RefSeq, a predicted model, not a curated record
AAACAAUGAGCUAUAAAAACCGAAGACACACUUCGAGUUCAGCAGCACAAAUCAACUUGUGAUCCAAGCAGCAACAAGCCAAUCUCCUCAAGAUGAAAUUCCUGAUCCUUGCCGCCGCCUUCUUGGCCUGCGCCUACGCUGAUGUCUCGGAGCUGGGAGCCGCCGGCUACGAUUAUCCCCAGCCUGCCCCACCGGCGCCUGUGAAGUCCUACAUCCCCCCUCCACCACCACCACCCCCACCGGCACCCAAGAACACCUACAUCCCCCCACCAGCGGCUCCCGCCAAGGCCUACAUCCCUCCCCCACCACCACCACCACCACCAGCACCCAAGAACACCUACAUCCCCCCAGCACCCGCCCCGGCUCCUGUUGAGACCUACAUCCCGCCUGCAGCCCCCGCCCCAGCUUACAUCCCACCUGCCCCUGUCCAGGCCGAGGAGCCCAUCAUCGAGGAGAUCGAGCAGCCCGCCCAGGACGGAUACCGCUACAAGACCGUCCGUCGUCGCGUGUUCCGUCACCGCAACUAGGUCACAAAAACCCAUAUUUUGUUGACUAAUGUGAUAGGCCACAGCAAAUAGUGAUUUGCUGCGGAAUCUGUUAAUACUUUGUUUGAAGAUGCAACAUUUUGUUGAUUUAUCUUCACUUCGGUGAAGAUGAAGAGUAGUAAAUAAAUGAUGAAAAGCUAA